GUUUCCGGAUCUGCUGCACGGAGGUUAUACAGUGUGCACCAUGGCGCUGAUGGUGCAGCUGCUGUGCAAACGGACGAGCGCCGUGUCCAGAGCGUUUAAUCGGAAAGUUUCCUGCGAAGCCUCUUUUUGCUGCAGGGUCAGCGCCAGGGAGCGCUGCCGCCCGAAUUUACUGGCAGCGAACCCGCUGUGCCCGACGAGAGCGUUCAGUAAAGAUCUUUGUCCAAUAUGGAAGUCUACCAGAUACUCCACACACAAUCUCCACUCCUUCAGUACAAUGCCUCCAUCACCACCUCGAAAGAAACCAGACAGUGGCACUAAUAAGGGUGGGCCUGUAACGUGGAAAUCUUUAGCAAUCACUUUUGCUGUAGGAGGAGCACUGUUGGUUGCCAUGAAGUACUUUAAGAAAGAAAAAGAAGAAAAGCUUGAGAAGGAGAGAACCCGAAGUAUUGGAAAGGCAGCACUCGGAGGACCGUUUUCACUCAUCAAUCAUACGGGGCAGCCCAAGACAGACAAAGAUUAUCUUGGCCAGUGGGUCUUGAUUUACUUUGGGUUCACACAUUGUCCGGACAUUUGUCCUGAAGAACUGGAGAAAAUGAUUGCCGUUGUGGAUGAAAUAGACAAAGUCCCCUCUUUGCCAAACCUGACACCACUUUUGAUCACAAUAGAUCCAGACCGAGAUAAUGUUGAGGCCAUGGCAAGAUAUGUCAAAGAAUUUUCUCCAAAGUUAAUUGGCUUAACAGGGUCACGAGAGCAAAUUGAACAGGUAUCAAGAGCCUACAGAGUCUAUUAUAGCCAAGGCCCUAAAGAUGACGACAAUGAUUAUAUUGUUGACCAUACAAUAAUCAUGUAUCUUAUUGGACCCAAUGGAGAGUUUCUGGAGUAUUAUGGUCAGAACAAGAAUAGUGCUGAGAUUUCUAGUUCUAUAGCUUCACACAUGAGAAGUUUCAAACACAAGUAAUAUGAAUACUUGAUUACACAUCAGAAAGAAAACUGGGGAAAUCAAGCUGACCGUUUCUGGGAAAUAAAGGAUGCAAUGUUUCAAAUAAAAUAAUAGUUCAAAGUU
Messenger RNA from Carcharodon carcharias (great white shark), 1063 nucleotides. RefSeq names its product protein SCO1 homolog, mitochondrial-like. The transcript is spliced from 7 exons. Gene Ontology annotation, biological process: mitochondrial respiratory chain complex IV assembly. NCBI's taxonomy places the organism in Eukaryota, Metazoa, Chordata, Chondrichthyes, Lamniformes, Lamnidae. Bases 41 to 958 code for a protein of 305 amino acids. The record is from RefSeq and is a predicted model, not a curated record.